AUGCCCCCGGCAGCCUCGGACGACUUAUUUCGCCAGCAGGGCCGGGCUUCAGGCGAUCUCAUCCCCCUUCCUUCAGACUUCACUCGGCCAAGUCCCGAAAACAAUGACAAUAUUGGAAAAACGAAGAAAAAGGGUAAAAACGGCAAAGGAGGUAAAGGGGCCAAAGCGGUAGCCAAGUCUCCGCCUGAUGACCUGAUUGACACUUCCCCUCCUAUGCUAGCUGAGCCGGCGUCUUAUUCAGAUACUCCGUUAGCUCCCCCUAGUAAUCCGGUUGCCCCGGCCGUUCCAGACGCGUUUGGGUCUCUUACGGAAACGACGGAGAAUGAUCUUGCCAUCCGUACGGGAACAUGGGCAAAAUCAAUUCCAUAUGGAAAAAGUCCUCCAAAUGAUGGCAUCAAUGGGGAGCUCGCAGGCGGGUCUCCCCUCAGCUUCCCUACGCACCUAGAUAAAGGUGGUUUCAGUCAACCCUCGUCAACCUCUCCUCCUCCUCGAAGGAGACCCUUGAGCUACGGCACUGGAUACCUGAGCAGCAAUUUGUCCAGGCAGCAAUCCGUAGACAGGCAGAAGAGCCAUUCUCUGAGUGGCCCGUACGAUGGUCAUAUUCCCCUGCCUCAUCUGCCGCAACCUCACUUCUACGGUGCUCCAGAUAUUGAUCUCCCUCCAUUUACUGGUUCAAACCGUGCAGCUGGAGACGAAGGUUACUCAUUCUGUGGCUUUGACACUUUGUCCGGUCCAGCAUUCAAGUCCUCCAAAAUGGGUGGCACCGUAAUGCUUGUUGGCACUGACGGGGCCUUGGAUGUUCUCGCAAUCGAAGACCGCAAAACGCGUUUAGUGGGAAAGCUCAGUGGGCUUAGAGGUCGGGUGAUAGAGGCAAAGAUCCUAGCCUCGACCUCAUCGAACGAUCCGUUCAUUUCGUCUAGACCACACGUCGCCGUCAUAAUACACGGACCCUGUGCCUCAAGUGAAGACGAAGGCCGGGCAUCUUCUGCUGGUUCGGAAACGAAUGAGAUACCACCUAGUCAGACCGGAAGGCUUCCGCCGGGUGAAAAGCGCGUUAGCAGGGAUGAGCCGAAACUGUACCAAACCAGAGCCGAGGUCUAUUCUCUCAGGAGCGGAGAGCAGAUCGCAACGCUCUUCACCACGAAACCUACUCCGUGUUUUGAGAACAUUCCCGGAUUGCCUGCUCUGGCCCCAUCUCCUAUUGGGAAUCUUAAGCUCCUCGUCAGCGGGAACCAUAUAGUGUUGGCUUCCGGCGUCAGUGGGGAGGUGUAUGUAUACGGCAUAAACCCUUUCUCACAGUCAUGUGCAUAUCAGUUCUUGGGCAAAACCUGGACAAGUGUACAGACACGAGAGGCUCGGCGAUACUCAACAUCGUCCAGUUCAACUGAUCCGGAUGCAUCUCGGAACGACUCCCCACAUGGUUCAGCUGUUUCAGAUUACCCUGUGCUGGCGCUUAGAGGACGAUGGCUAGCAAUAGUGCCACCAUCCUCAACUUAUAGAGCUUCUAUUCGUGCAACGGUGCCUGCCUCACUUAUUCAGGGCAAAACUUUUGGGCUCGAGACGCGUAGUCCUCCAGCGAAGCCACCAGUCACCUCCGCAACGGACGUUGGCGAGGGCGAGAGUCUCUUUGACAAAGUAGCAAGGGGUGUCACACAAGAGCUGGUACGUGGUGCCCGCUGGAUGGGCGACCAGGGGCUUCAAGCUUGGAACAAUUACUGGAACAAAGACCAGUCUCAGAACACGUCCUCGCGGCGAUCUCCAAAUUUUAUGGACUUACCACAACAAGGAUACGGUCUCUUCCCUCCGACACAUGCCCAGGAGACUCAAACCACGUCUCCUGCAGAACCUGAUUCUGUCUCGAUUUUGGAUUUGAGACGAUUCGAUGAUGGCGCAGAGGCAAGGAAUGCUAUGCUCAACCCCAUCGCUACCUUCCAGGUCCCUAAUGGAUGUAGCUUCUUGUCAUUCUCCCCUAAUGGCUUGAUGUUACUCACAGCGAGCAAGAAGGGGGAUGUCCAGUACGUUUGGGACUUGAUGCAAGCCAGGCAUUGUCGGGCAGGGGUCUUCCUUUCUGAGGACUCCACAUCACCAUCAGCCAAUGUGCGACAAGUUGCGCGGUUCGCGCGUCUUACUACGUCUUCUAUUGUCGACGUGAUUUGGUCCCCUCCGUCCGGAGAUCGCCUGGCAGUGAUAACCCGCAAGGGUACAGUGCACGUUUUUGACCUUCCCCGCAGUGCUUUUCAGUGGCCUCCGUUCCGGCGAGCUCGUCCUCAACCCCACAAGUCACAGGCCAACAACUCCCCCACGGACGAAGCGACUGACAGAGCGGCUGCGGCUAAUCCACUAUCCGCCGCGCUUAAACUCGUUGGAGGGAAAACGCAGCCUAUUCUGGCUGCUGUCAGUGGCCGCACUCCGUCCGCUGGCUCUGCAUUUCCUGCAGUGGGUGCGUUCGCAAUUCCCUCCGCAGCUGGAGUCCGGAGUGGGAGGGCGGUUGCUGCUGGCCUUAGUAAAUCGAUGGGUGCAGCGACUGGUACAGUCAAUACUCUCCGGCACGCUGGAGAGAAUCGACUGCACCUCUCCGGUCUCGCCCGCGACCCAGCCGCGUCUCGUGUCGUUUGGAUCUCGAACAAAGGGCAGCCUUUCCUGGGUGCCGUAGACAAUGGAUUCUUCCGGCUGUACCGGGUCAAAAGAUCCAUGUCCUCUCCCAGGAACCGCCAGCUGCAGUCGGUUAUUGGAAACAAGGAAAUCGAGUACAAGUUGCCUGCGAACCUUCAGAUUCCAUGCGGUCCACUGCUGAUUGGGACAUUCUCCCAUGAACACACUGUGUCUGCCUUCUUAACCCUGCCGUCUUCAAACUCACGGCCCCACACUACCUCAAAGAUCAGGUGCCAGCCCCUGUCCCAGGCCGAGAUCGAGACGAACACACCUUAUCAGCCCUUCCACACCGACCACAGAGUCAAUCUCUUCGUUUUCUCGAAUGACAAUGAAGUAUGUGAUCCGUUGACGUGUGGCCCGGGCGGCCAGUGGAUCUUUGGCGACAGCAUCUCGCUGACCAAGCUCCACGUGCGGCCAUUCAGCGCCGGCAGCGGCACCGGGGACGAGGACGAUAUCGUGCACGAACAACACCACGGCUACGGGGUAGAAAUGGAGAACCUUAUCAGUCUUGGCAACAGCACCGGCAACGUUGAAGAGGUUGUUAUCACCACUCGCAGGAAGAAGAGACAUUCCAUGGCAGUCUCCGCUGCUCCUGCCGCUGGUGUCGACGACGGAUUCUUCGAAGACGACUGUGAAGUGCUGGAUUUUGCUCGGGAUCGGGUUUGA
Molecule: messenger RNA, 3318 nt
Organism: Aspergillus lentulus
Lineage: Eukaryota; Fungi; Ascomycota; Eurotiomycetes; Eurotiales; Aspergillaceae
Biological process (GO): response to starvation; autophagy
Cellular component (GO): cytoplasm
Molecular function (GO): protein binding
Source: RefSeq, a predicted model, not a curated record